Molecule: messenger RNA, 681 nt
Organism: Kwoniella mangroviensis CBS 8507
Lineage: Eukaryota; Fungi; Basidiomycota; Tremellomycetes; Tremellales; Cryptococcaceae
Product: 60S ribosomal uL1 domain-containing protein
Exons: 3
Coding region: 1-681 (226 amino acids)
Biological process (GO): maturation of LSU-rRNA; translation
Cellular component (GO): cytosolic large ribosomal subunit
Molecular function (GO): RNA binding; structural constituent of ribosome
Source: RefSeq, a predicted model, not a curated record
AUGUCCAAACUUCAGGCAUCAAGCGUGCGAGGGUCCAUCAAAACCCUUCUUGCCCAAUCUUCCUUGGACACCCACAAGGAAGCCGGUGGUAAGAAGAGAAACUUCGUAGAGACCAUCGAACUCCAAAUUGGUCUUAAGAACUACGAUCCUCAACGAGACAAGCGAUUCUCCGGUACCGUCAAGCUUCCUCACGUCCCCAGACCUCGAAUGCAACUCUGUAUCCUUGCCGAUGCUGCCGAUGUUGACCGAGCUAAGCAACUUGAUGAGGAACUCCCCUUCAUGACCGUUGAGGAUCUUAAGAAGCUCAACAAGAACAAGAAGCUCGUCAAGAAGUUGGCUCAAAAAUACGAUGCCUUCUUAGCUUCCGAAGCUUUGAUCAAGCAAAUCCCCAGAUUGUUAGGUCCCGGUCUUUCCAAAGCUGGUAAAUUCCCUACCCCCGUAUCUCACUCCGAAGAUCUCCAAAAGAAGGUCACCGAAGUUCGAUCCACCAUCAAGUUCCAACUUAAGAAGGUCUUGUGUCUCGGUGUCGCCGUUGGUCACGUUGAUAUGGAAGAGGAUCAAAUCAUGCAAAACACCAUGUUGGCUAUUAACUUCUUGAUCUCCCUUCUUAAGAAACAAUGGCAAAACAUCCAAUCCCUCACUAUCAAAUCCACCAUGGGUAAACCUCAAAGACUUUUCUAA